UGUCUCUAGUCGUAGGCCAAUGACAUGGCCAAUAGCUUACGGCCGGCGAUGUCGGACUUCGGAGGACCGAGACAACAUCGAACACUCCAAAAUUUCAAUAUACGUCAUUUUUAGCCCUUAGGAAACCGCAACUGCUUCUCCUUAUUAAUUCAUUCGCUUAUACCCAUGUCCAUUUAAGUUAGUCAUUUAGAGAUGCAAUAGCAAUUUCUAUCCUAUCAAUUGAUUCUUGCUUUUCAAAGGGCGUGUCCAUUGAGUUCGAGCAUGGCCUCCAUUACAAAAUCGUGGCUUUGCGCAACAUGCCGGCGCAAAGCUUCUACGCCACUCGCUUCUAGAAUAUCUUCUUAUUCAACCUCAAGUCGGCAUGAUAAACCUCUCAGGAUGGCCGUAGUUGGCUCAGGCCCGGCUGGCUUCUAUACCGCAUACCGGGUCAUGUCUAAGGUGCCCAAAACUAAGGUUGACAUGUUUGAAGCAUUACCCGUACCGUACGGUCUUGUGAGGUUCGGAGUUGCGCCAGACCAUCCCGAGGUGAAGAAUUGUGAAUCCAAAUUCGAAGAAGUUGCCAGUUCACCCGAUUUUACCUUUAUUGGAAAUGUCGCUAUCGGCAACGCAGGCGGCCAUUUUGGCGGAUGUACAAUACCGCUGGCUUCUAUGAUGCACCAUUACGAUGCCGUUGUCUUCGCUUAUGGUGCGUCGAAGGAUAAACAGCUGGGUAUUCCAGGAGAGUCUGAGUUGAAAGGGAUCUAUUCGGCUCGGGAGUUUGUAGGCUGGUAUAAUGGCCUACCAGAGUAUGCCGGUCUAGCCCCUGACCUCACUAAGGGGGAUGAAGCUAUCAUCAUCGGUCAGGGCAAUGUUGCUCUUGAUGUUGCUAGGAUGCUUCUAGAAGACGUGGACGUAUUGCGGAAGUCAGACAUCACCGAGAUGGCUAUUGAAACCCUACUAAAGAGUCGCAUUAAACGAGUCCAAAUCGUGGGGAGAAGAGGACCCAUGCAGGCCGCAUUUACAAUCAAGGAAAUCCGAGAGCUGAUGAAGCUUCCGGGGGUUGGUUUUCAUGAAAUCGACAGGUCUCUCAUCCCUGAGCAAAUAUCGAAACUACCCCGGGCUCAGCGAAGGCUGAUGGAAAUACUUGUGAAAGGCUCCGCAACUCCAUUAGACUCUGCGUCGAAGAAAUGGUCUCUAGACUUUUGUUUAUCGCCUAUCGAAUUUUUCGGUGGGCCUGAUGGACAUGUAGAGAGCACACUCUUCGAACGAACAUCUUUAGCAUCGCCUUUCGAUCCAUCUUCAAGUGUCGUUGGUACAGGGGAGAAAAUACAAGCCCCUUCCUCUGUAGUAUUCCGUUCCAUUGGGUACAAGUCUGUUGCCCUACCGGGAUUUGAUGAAGCGGGAAUAUCAUUUGAUGACAGGAGGGGAAUUAUCAAUAACGAUGGAAUGGGUCGUGUAUUGCAGGUUCAAAGCGAUGAGAGUGGCAACGAACAGAAAAGGUCACAUGUGCCUGGACUCUACUGUGCAGGUUGGGUCAAAAGAGGUCCGACAGGUGUCAUCGCCUCAACUAUGGAGGACGCGUUCUCUACAGGCGACGCGAUGGCCUCCGACUGGAAUGCCGACAUCCCAUUCCUAGAAGGAGAAAGCAGCUCUGGCUGGGAAGCCCUUCGAGCAGGCGUAGAGUUUGGAAAAUGUAGAGUCAUCCAUUGGGAAGACUGGCAGAAGAUAAAUAGAGCCGAAAAAUUACGGGGUGGGUUGGCUGGAAAAGAAAGGGAGAAAUUCAUAAGCACAACAGAAAUGCUAGAGGCGGCGAGCUGAAUCCAAGCUAAUGAAAGUUGCCCUCGCGGGCUAUUGUAACAUUGUAUUCAUAUAACUACGAGCUCUUCAGCUUCUCUGUUAACUCGGGUACUUUCUCGAAUAAAUCACCGACCAACCCUACGUCAGCCACUUGGAAUAUCGGUGCCUCAGCGUCUUUGUUAAUAGCAGCAAUUACCUU
This is a messenger RNA of Annulohypoxylon truncatum, 1975 nucleotides long. RefSeq names its product nucleotide-binding domain-containing protein. Bases 262 to 1797 code for a protein of 511 amino acids. NCBI's taxonomy places the organism in Eukaryota, Fungi, Ascomycota, Sordariomycetes, Xylariales, Hypoxylaceae. The record is from RefSeq and is a predicted model, not a curated record. Gene Ontology annotation, biological process: ubiquinone biosynthetic process. Gene Ontology annotation, cellular component: mitochondrion. The transcript is spliced from 3 exons.